GAGAGAGUGGGUUUGUGAGUGUGUGUGUGUGUGUGUGUGAAGAAAAGAGAGAGAGAGAGAGUGUGAGUGAAAAUAAGUGCAACUGGUAAACUAAAUUUGGCUGUGAAUGAACUGAAAGAGAAAGCAAGAAGGGCCUUUAAUGCCAUCAUAAAAUCUAUCCAAAUUGAAAUACCAAUUCAAAUCUGGCUCAAAAUAUUCCAAUCAGUCGUUGAACCUAUUGCAUUAUAUGGCAGUGAAGUGUAGAGAGGUUUGGAUGCUAUGCAAACUGGAGCGGAUCAAGUGUGUUGGGGAUGCUGGUUUUGAUGUGGUGCAUGACUAACCUCUCAAAGCACUUCAUCAUGACUGGAGUCAGUGCUACGGGAUGAUGUUGUUUAGAUCGGACACAGGUGAUUUCUGUGAACACCGUUUUUGGGAUCUCAGUACCUGCUGCAUCCGCCAUCUUGGAUCUAGAUUUGACAGACUGUCAUUUUCCCCCAGAACUCCUCUUGUGUCUCUUGAAAAACUAGUUUCACUUGUUUUCCCAGGGGGGAGUUUCAGAGAUUUUUCUCGAGAUGCCAGUUCGGAGGUGGAAUGAGAAGACAACAGACAUCCUCCUUUUCCACGAUAAGAGAAUACUGCUUCAUAAAACUCUGACUCUAGACCUUCAGAAUCAGACAAUAGUUUGUGGGCUCAUUAGUAAAACUGAAGAUCUUUUUCUGCUUGUUCUGCAGGAGGUAAUCCGUGAAGGAUGAUGGCAUCCGUGUAUCAGAACCGGAGGAUGAUGGCAUCUGUUUCAGAGCAGCUUCUGGCCGCUCUGGAUGAACUAGACGCAGAUAAACUGAAGAUGUUUAAAUGGUAUUUAAAGAAUUAUUAUGGCGUUUCAGCAGCUGAUCUGGAGAAGGUAGACACUUCUGACACAGUGGAUCUGAUGAUAAAGCAUUGUGGACCAGAAGAAGCUGUGAAGAUCACGGUGGACAUCCUGAGGAAGAUGAACCAGAACUAUCUGGCUGAAGAGUUGGAGAAGACACACAAGCGAGUCACAUUCACCAACAUUGAUCUCUGGACCAGGAACGACUUCCUACAGUAUUCCCAGCAGCUCACUCUGGAUCUGAACACAGUGAAUGAAUACCUCCAUCUGUCUGAGAACAACAGAGUGAUUACAUUCACUGACACAGAUCAGUCGCAUCCUGAUCAUCCGGACAGAUUUGAUCCUGUGCCUCAGGUGUUGUGUAGAGAGAGUGUGUGUGGACGCUGUUACUGGGAGCUGGAGUGGAGAGGAGGUGUGCGUAUAUCAGUGUCAUAUAAGAGCAUCAGCAGGAAAGGAGCAGGUUAUGAGUGUGUGUUUGGGUGUAAUGAUCAGUCCUGGAGUCUCUGACACAAUGAGUCUCAUCCACACAGUCCAGACCACAUUCACUCAGACGCUCUAUCCUGGGUUUUGGGUUCAUUAUUAUGGAUCAUCAGUCAAACUCUAGAUUGAUGAGAGAUUCUACCCAUGAUGCUUUGAACUGCAUGAUGAAUCAGUGACAGUGGGAUGUUAUAGAGUCUCUUCAUCACAUGAACUCUUACUGACAUAACAGUAAGAAUAAAUGUGUAAGAAAUCCUCAUGGAGAUCAGUGUUUGUGUGUUGAAUCUCUCUCACAUCAAUCAUUUGUAUAUUGAUUAAGUUAUUUAAAGAUAUAUAAUCCAAUAAAUGGUGUUAACUUUAUUAAUGGGAUGGCGUACAUUAAAGGUUUAUUUUGAACUGUGAUUAUUUAUGUUUGUAUAAAUGUUGUCACAAAACCAACAUUUUGACUGAUCUGUCAUAUACUUUCAAAGUUAGAUUAGAGAUACACUGUAAAAAACUG
Carassius auratus (goldfish) is the source of this 1823-nucleotide messenger RNA. RefSeq lists its product as uncharacterized. The coding region runs from base 728 to 1354 and encodes 208 amino acids. The record is from RefSeq and is a predicted model, not a curated record. The transcript has 3 exons. Lineage: Eukaryota; Metazoa; Chordata; Actinopteri; Cypriniformes; Cyprinidae.